AAUCAAAGAAUGAAACAAAUUCAGUGGUGGUUUAUUGGUGGUGAAGAACUAUUUAGUUCAACUAUUCAACAGCUAUUGCCGUUUAUACAUGAUGAAUGUCAUCUUCUAAAUACAUAUGGACCAGCAGAGAUAACAGAAACAGCAACAUGUUAUGAGAUAUGUCGUGAAGAUCUUUCUCAAAUGAUUUCAAUUCCGAUUGGUCAUCCAUUGUAUGGUUAUGAUAUUUAUGUUGUUGAUGAAUAUCGACAAGAAGUGAUACCUAAUCAACAAGGUGAAAUUGUUAUUGGAGGUGUUGGUGUGUUUGGAGGAUAUUAUGAACGAGAAGAUUUGAGUGAACAAGCGUUGAUUGAUAUGAAUGGAGAAAAGUGCUAUAUGACAGGUGAUUUUGGUCGAAUCGAUGGUGAGACAGGUGAAUUAAUAUUUAUGGGAAGAAAGGAUUAUCAAAUAAAACUUCGUGGACAACGUAUUGAUUUAUCAGUAAUCGAAUCAGUAAUAAUUCAAUCAUCAUCAGAUAUCUUGAAUUGUAUUGUAAUUAAAGAAGAAGCAUCGAACGAUAGCUACUUAUCCGCUUAUAUAAAACUAAGAGGAGACAAAAACAAAAAUAACAUUCGUACUGAACUUAUCGAGAUUUGUCAUAAUCAUUUACCUUCAUAUAUGAUUCCAUCAAAAUGGGUUUUUGUAUCUGAAUUUCCAUUGAAUGUCAAUGGUAAAAUUGAUCGACAUCAGUUAUUACAUCUUUCAGAAAGUGCUGAUUUACAGUCCUUAUCUCCAUCAUUAAUGACAUUGUCACCACUCGAAAAAAGAUUAGAAGAUAUUUUUCUUCGUGCUUUUAAUCUAAAAACAUCUCCUGACAUAUCAAAAUCAUUUGGUCAACUUGGUGGAACAUCGUUAGGUGCUAUGCAUGCGUUGAUCUUAAUUCGACAAGAAAUAUUUGAACAAAUGGAUAUUAGUCUUCUCUUCACUAAUCCAUCAAUACAACAAUUAGCUACAGUAUUAGAACUACUUUUAAAUAAUUUGAAAUCUAUCGAAGAGAAAAUCACGAAUGAGGAGAACUUUGCUAUUAGACCUACUUCAUCAUGGUUCAUUGAAACAUUCGGUAUACUAUUACUGGCAUGGCAAUGGUUAUGGCCAUUUUAUAUUGCAAAUCAUUUCAAUAUUUUUUUUCUUCGAAUAUUAUUCAUUCUAUUAAUACAUUUAUUCCAAUAUCCUCUAUUUAUUAAAAUUUUAAAUAGACCAUUUCUACGCAAUCGUGAUGCUUUGUAUUCAUGGUCUUAUUAUCGUCUAUGGUUUUUACGACGUCAGUGGUCAUUGAAUAAAUAUUGGUUAGGAUAUCUGUUUGGUACUCGAUUUUAUAAUAUGUAUCUUCGUCUAUGUGGCGCUCGUAUCAAUGACACAGCACAAAUCUAUACAAGUGAAAUUGAUGCACCUUGGUUGAUUGAAGUGGGUAAUUUUAGUUACAUUGGUGAAGAAGUUGUUCUCUCGUCUGUUAGUUAUCACGAUUAUAGUUAUGAUUUACAUGAAAUUCAUAUUGGAUCUCAUUGUUCGAUUGAAACAAGAAGCGUUCUACAUGAUCGAGUUGAUAUGCAUGAUGGAGCAUUUAUAGCUCCAUUAACAGCUAUUACAGGUCGAAUUCUUGGAAUAAAUGUCGAUAGUAAAAUUUCAAGUGAAUACCAUCUUAGUCACUCAAUAUUUCAGUUUAUGAUGGUUUUAUCAAUGUUUUGUAUUCAUGCAUUCAUUCUUCAAUGGAGUUGGUCUGCAUUGCCGUAUCUAUCUGUAUGUUGGUUUAUUUGGUCAAUUGUGGGUGCAGCCGUUAGUUUACUUCUUCUUCGAUUUGUAGUUGGUAAUGUUGAAGAAAAUUUUUCUCAUUCAUAUAAUUCCUGGCCAUUUCUUCGUCGAUUUUGGUUACGUCAAUUAGUUAUACAUUCAUUUAGUCCAUGUUUAUCAAGUAUUUUAGAUGGAUUAAAUUUUAUUACUCCAUCAAUACUUCGUUGGUUAGGUGCAACAAUCGAAAAUAAUAAUAUUGAAAUUGUAGAUUUUGUUCCAUUUUUAUCAAUACCAUCGAAUCUUUUAACAAUCAAUUCUAAUGUAACAACAACAUCAGAAAUCUGUUUUGUUCCAUAUGAUAUUACUAUUAAUGGUCAAUGUGUUGUCAAUGGUCGAAUUCAAAUUGAUCGUCGAUCAUUUCUUGGUAAUAAUUGUCUUAUUCGAUCAGGUGUUUCUAUUCCAGAAGAUGUUCUUAUUGGCUCUUUAACACGAAUUGAUUCAACAACAAUUAUAAUGAAAAAUGAUAUUCUUCUUGGUGUUCCAGCUCAAUCCAUGCCAUUCAUUUUAUCAGAUACAGACGAAACACAAAAAGUAGCUAAUGACUUUCAACGAAUUGCCAUGGAAUUUAUUCAUUUUGUUUUACUUGAUAUAUUACCAACUUUCUUACUCAUCUAUUCAUUUCUUAUUCAAUUUAUAUAUGUCUAUUUAAUGAUUAACAAAUCAAAUCAAUCAUUCGAUAUAGUAGAUUCAAAUUGGAAGAUAUCAUUAGCAAUGAUAUUCUAUUCUCAAUAUGCAAAAUACAUAGGUCGUUUAUUAGGUGGAACACAAUGGCUCAUCAUUAUUCUUCGUCAAUUCGGUGCACAUAUUGCUAAUGAUGUUAUCAUUGAUGAUAUCAAUUCAUUAUAUGAUGUCCAUUUGAUUACGAUUGAUGAUCAUGUGCGUCUAUCAUCAACAUGUCAAAUACAAUGUCAUACAUUUGAACAACGUCAUUUAAAACUUCGUCCUGUUAAAAUUGGUUCAUAUUGUAUUUUUAAAGCCAUGUCAUUCGUAUUACCUGGUGUAGAAUUUCUUGGUUAUAAUUAUUUAUUUCCUUGUUCACUUGCUUUACCUCAUGAUCAAUUUAAAAUACAUACGGAUUGGUUUGGAUCACCAACAAAACGUCUUAUUGUACAUCAUGGUAUUGAACCACCACGAUUAAUACUUGCUCAACAACCAUCGUCGAUAGAUAAUUACAAUGUAAUUGUUGCACGAACUGAUGAUGAUAUUCUUAGUCUUUAUUUUGGAGAAAAUGGAUGGAUGAGUUGGCAAUCAGGUCUCAAUUUACGACAACCAUUUCGACCGAAUGAUAUUUAUAUAAGAUUAUUUUUCUCAUCAUUUCUAUGUAAUUCAAAACCUAAACGUAUUCUUAUUGUUGG
Adineta steineri is the source of this 3179-nucleotide messenger RNA. The record is from the annotation of a GenBank genome assembly. NCBI's taxonomy places the organism in Eukaryota, Metazoa, Rotifera, Eurotatoria, Adinetida, Adinetidae.